Messenger RNA from Pediculus humanus corporis (human body louse), 2763 nucleotides. RefSeq names its product cation chloride cotransporter, putative. Gene Ontology annotation, biological process: cell volume homeostasis; potassium ion import across plasma membrane; chloride transmembrane transport. Gene Ontology annotation, molecular function: potassium:chloride symporter activity. The record is from RefSeq and is a predicted model, not a curated record. The coding region runs from base 1 to 2763 and encodes 920 amino acids. The transcript has 17 exons. Gene Ontology annotation, cellular component: membrane. NCBI's taxonomy places the organism in Eukaryota, Metazoa, Arthropoda, Insecta, Psocodea, Pediculidae.
AUGUUGAAUUCGGAUGAAACUGCAAUUAAUUCAUUGUCUGCUGAUAAUGAAGUCACAACACGUCCUGUUAAAACUGGUGAAAGAAUUCCUCUAUUGUUAAGAAAAAGACUAUUUAGGAAUUUUUUUAAUUUUUCACACAGAAAUGAAGAGAACAAUGGCUAUGUCGAAUUUGAAAAUCAUACAGAAGUUAAUGGGAGAACAUUAGGAACCUUUGCAGGAGUAUUUUGUCCAGUAGCUUUAUCCAUGUUCAGUGCUUUAUUAUUUUUAAGAGUUGGAUUUAUUGUUGGCAAUGCUGGUCUUUUGUUAGCAUUAACUCAAUUUGUCAUUGCGUAUUUAAUAUUAAUAUUUACAGUAUCUAGUAUUUGUGCGAUAUCAACAAAUGGAGCAGUCGAAGGAGGCGGGGCCUACUUUAUGAUUUCAAGAACACUGGGACCAGAAUUUGGAGGCUCUAUAGGAACAUUAUUUUUUUUAGCCAAUAUUGUAUCAUCAGCACUUUAUAUCACUGGUUGUGUAGAAGGUUUUGUCGAAAAUUUUGGGCCAGGGGGUUAUCUCGUUGGUGGCAGUUCAAGUUUUGCUCUAAAAGAUGGAGCUUGGUGGAGAUUUUUAUAUGGAUCAUGUUUGAACUUUUUAAAUCUUCUUGUAUGUUUACUGGGGUCUUCGAUAUUUGCAAAAACCAGUGUCUCUAUUUUAGGAAUAGUUUGCAUAUCUUUACUAUCUUCCAUUGUUAGUUUUCUUUGUACUGGUGCCUCAGAGAUUCCAAUUCCUAUGAGAAAUAAUCUGGUGCAAAAUGAUACCUUUCAUGUAAAUGGUACAUACACAGGGUUUAAUUUAAAUACGUUAACAGAGAAUUUAUAUGCUAAUUAUUCGAAAGAUUACACAUCCGGAAGCAAUUCAUCAGCAAUAGAUUUUGCUGCAGUCUUCGGAGUUUUAUUUUCAGGAGUGACUGGUAUCAUGGCUGGUGCAAAUAUGUCAGGAGAAUUGAAAGAACCAUCAAAAAGUAUUCCCUUUGGAACAUUAAGCGCGGUUGCUUUUACAUUUUUUUGCUACAUUAUAAUGUCUCUUUUAUCAGCGAGUACCACGAGUAGAUUUCUACUUCAAAAUAAUUACAUUUUUUUAAUGGGAAUAAAUUUUUGGCCUCCAUUUAUCACGAUCGGAAUUUUAACGGCAACAUUUUCCGCGAGCUUAAGCAAUUUUAUUGGAUCUUCGAGAGUUUUGGAAGCUCUGGCAAAAGACAGCGUUUACGGUUUCUUAUUUAAUUUCAUAUCGAAAGGAACGUAUAAGGGAAAUCCCAUCGCUGCCGUUUUCGUGUCUUUUGCCUUGGUCGAGAUAACAUUGCUGUUGGGAAGUUUAAAUCUCAUCGCACAAAUCAACAGCAUAUUAUUUCUUUUGUCUUAUUUAGCAACGAAUUUGGCUUGUCUCGGUCUCGAAGUUGCAAGUGCGCCUAAUUUCAGGCCGACAUUUAUAUACUUUUCUUGGCACACGGCAUUUUUAGGUUUGGCCUCGACAGUAAUAAUGAUGUUUGUUAUUAAUUUAAUUUAUGCUCUAUUGAGUGUAAUUUUAUGCCUCGUUUUGAUCAUUUGCCUUCAUUUAUUUUCACCGAGUCGUAAAUAUCAAUGGGGAUCCAUAAGUCAAGCAUUAAUAUUUCACCAGGUACGAAAAUAUUUACUUUUAUUGGAUCCGAGAAAGGAACACGUUAAAUUUUGGAGACCUCAAAUAUUACUUUUGGUCAACAACCCACGAACUUGUUGUCCUUUGAUAAGCUUCGUAAACGACAUAAAAAAAGGAGGAUUGUACGUCAUUGGACACGUUCAAUCGGGUUCUGAUUUUUUGGAUAUCGACACCGACACGACCAUCGAUGAAUAUCCCUACUGGUUGUCAUUGGUCGAUAACCUUAAGGUGAAAGCUUUUGUAGAAUUGACCGUGGCCAAAAGUGUGAGAGAUGGAUUUCACCAUUUGGUGAGAAUAUCCGGCAUGGGAGCGAUGAAACCCAAUACUAUUUUCUUAGGAUUUUACGACGACGAAAUGCCGGUCGACUUUUUUGGAACUGAAAAUCCCUACAGCACAAAAGUUUUUCACGAAAUCGACAUAUUUCAAUUGAGGAACAUGAAUAAAAAAAGUCUCACGAUUGAAAAUUAUGCUGGAAUAAUAUCCGACGUCAUUAAAAUGAAAAAAAAUUUAUGCAUAUGUCGCCGUUUUCAAAUUUUGGAAAAAAUCACAUCCAAGUCUUCCAAUACGUACAUCGACGUAUGGCCGAUUAAUUUUUUUUCCCCGAAUCCCGAUAAUCCAUUUGGAACGACAUCAUUAUUCAUGUUUCAAUUGGCUUGCAUUUUGAAUAUGGUGUCAAGUUGGAAAAGAUUAAAAUUGAGAAUAUUUUUAUGCGACAACAAUUCGGAAAGUUUACCAGGAAGCGAAUCUCGUCUCAAACAACUUCUUUUGUCGUUGAGAAUUCAAGCAACGAUUCACAGAGUUUUCGAUUGGAGCAAUUGUUAUUCGAUGUUACCCGGAGGAUCGAUUUAUUCCGAAAACUGUACAGAAAAUAAAUGCAAAAUCUAUUUUAAAAAAAUCAACCAACUCAUUCGCGAAUUAUCCGAUAGAACGUCUUGUUUGUUCAUGUACCUACCAACGGAAUUUUACGAAAGUCAAAAUGCAUCCAAUCACAAAACUUACUUGCAAUAUUUGACGGAUUUAACCGAAGAUUUACCACCCACGGUUUUCGUACACGGAGUUCACGGCGUCACAAAUUCGAAACGAACAGUAUUUUAA